Messenger RNA from Lasiodiplodia theobromae, 5550 nucleotides. RefSeq names its product Adenylate cyclase. The transcript is spliced from 13 exons. Gene Ontology annotation, molecular function: adenylate cyclase activity; magnesium ion binding; protein binding. Bases 1 to 5550 code for a protein of 1849 amino acids. Gene Ontology annotation, biological process: cAMP biosynthetic process; intracellular signal transduction. The record is from RefSeq and is a predicted model, not a curated record. Lineage: Eukaryota; Fungi; Ascomycota; Dothideomycetes; Botryosphaeriales; Botryosphaeriaceae.
AUGACGAGGAAGGAGGAGGCCGGCCGCCAUGGAUCGACGGAAAGCUCUGGCGCCGAGAGCUGGCGAUCGCAGGACACCGUCCGCGCCAACAGCCUGAGCGGCCGGCGACGCGGCGCGCCCAUGAAGGUGAAGACGGACAAGCAGCAGAAGAAGGACGACGACGACAAAGACAACGAGAUUUCGCCGGGCACCGCUACUUCGCCCGAAUUCAAGACGCCCGACUUCUCGAGCCACAAGGGGCCCGGUCUCCAACCAUGGGAGCGUCGCCGGGCAGCUGACUUCAGCAACUAUCGCAAAGACCUCGCCGUCCUCGAGCAGGCCGGCAACGGCGUGCCGUCCAUAUCCCGCGUCCCCCCUACCGCGUCGGCAUCGACCCCUCCCUGGGCCAAAUCCAACGGCUCUGGAGACAUGACCAACUCCAUUUUUUCGGGAAGCUUCUUUAACGACUCUAAUGAAGAUGUUACGCAGCUUUCGCCCGGCUUCCGCCCUGGCUCGGGCCAAACCGAAGAGGGGGGUUACCAAGGGGAAGAUAGGCGUCCGUCCGUCGCCAGCGCGACGACGGUCAGCAGUUCUGGCUCCAAAUCAAGCAUUAGUCGGGGCUUUCACAAAAAGCUGCAAGGAUUUUUUGGAGAGGAGUUCAAUGGCAGCGAUUCGAGGCAGAACUCGCAGACGAGCCUGCCGGAGCGGCAACGGAACCGCAACAACUCGCUGCACAACACGCAUAGAAGUAGCAUUGGCAGCCGGCCGGGCUCUCCCGCCAGCUCGCGACCGCGGACGCCGCUGCCUUCGAGCGAAGUUACACCAUGGGAAUAUCAGGAAAAGGAUACGCCUUCCACCUCAACGCCUGCAGACCAGCAAUCGAUAAGAUCAGCCAAAGGGUCGCAUUCCCACAAACUCCCGUUCCAUGGGCACCGGCAUCACAGGAGCAACGACGAAUCAAAGGCCCCCGACCUCGGGCAUGGGAUGCCGCUGCGCCCCGUCGCCAGCAGAGAUGAAUCGUCGAGCAGCUACCGAGGCCGCACUGAUUUUAGCAUUCGCUCGGGAUUAGCGUCUGCGAUGACUUCCAACAUCGCACUGGUCCCACGAUCGAGCAGUCCGACCGGCAGCACAAAGUCGAACAAGGAGCCGCUCGGCUCGAAGUCGCCCGGCGGCCCAAUGGCGGGCAAAAGAUCCCUUUUCGACAAGCUGCGCCGCAAGGACAAAGCUGAUCGUGGUGUAGAUGGUCUGAAAUUCCCUAGCAUCCACACUUUGGCUGCAACAAACAAUGAGGCUAACAAAUGCCAUGAAGCACUGUGGAACCUAGACACCGACUUGUCGCACAUGGAGGGCAUCAUUAACCCUCAGCAGCCACCGAUGACCCCACCGAUGGGUGACAUAUAUGCAGGAUGGCCAGAUGACACCGCCCCCCCUGGCAAGGAGAGGGAACAGGAAGAAAAGGGCGUCUGGGACGCGCCAGACUCUUGGGCCGUGAAACGCGCCAACGACGAGAACGUUAGUCGUUUGCAAGAGCUUGACGAGCAGGGGAACCCUCAAAAAGAAGAGGUCGACCCCGGGCCUCCAUUCUGCGUCCGCAUCUUCCGAGUCGAUUCGACGUUCGCUGUUCUUUCCGUCCCCGUCAACACGACGGUUGGAGAAGUCAUUCAAAUUCUGGGCAAGAAGUCAUUCCUGCAGGACGAGCUCGGAAACUACCAAAUUAUAAUGCGCAAGCACGACACGUCUCGGCAAUUAGAACCGAACGAAAGACCGCUCGUCAUACAGAAGCGUCUGCUCGAACAGGCCGGAUACAGCGAAUCGGACAGGCUGGAAGACGUAGGGCGGGAGGACAACAGCUACCUCUGCCGAUUCACCUUCUUGCCGGCCAAGAUGAGCGGUUAUUCCAGUCUGGAGAAAGAUCCCGGAUUCAGUAAAAUGCAAAAGUUCAGUCACAUAGACCUUCAAGGACGGAACCUCAUCACCAUACCCAUCACUCUGUACCAAAAGGCCACGGAAAUCAUCUCCCUCAAUCUUUCACGUAAUCUUUCCUUGGAUAUCCCGAAGGAUUUCAUCCAAGCUUGUACAAAUCUCCGCGAGAUCAAAUACACGAGCAACGAGGCGUGGAGGUUGCCGCCCAGCUUGAGCUUGGCGACCCGCUUGACGAUGCUGGACAUUUCUAACAAUCGGUUGGAACAGCUCGAGCACGCAGACCUUUGGAAGCUGCACGGUCUUCUGAGCCUCCGGCUGUCGAACAACAAGCUCACGCACCUGCCGGAGUACUUUGGAAGCUAUCGCGCGCUGAGGAGUCUCAACCUCUCGUCCAACUCCUUGACGGAGUUUCCCGACUUCCUCGGUGACAUUCAGACACUGGUUGAUCUAGAUGUCAGCUUCAACUCCAUCGAAAGCUUGCCGAAGAUUGGUCAGCUGGUUUGCCUGGAGAGGCUGUGGGCCACGAACAACAAACUGCGUGGCUCGUUCCCGGACGAUUUGAAGAAUCUCUCCAACUUGAAGGAAAUUGACGUGCGGUUCAACGCCAUCGACAGCAUCGACGUCAUGUCGCAGCUUCCACGCCUCGAGUACUUGAUGGUAGGCCACAAUUCAAUCUCGGCGUUCGAGGGGUCUUUCGCGAAGAUUCGGGUUCUGCACCUCAACCACAAUCCCGUCACUCGCUUUGGACUGAGCGGGCCGGUGACAACCUUGUCGAUGCUCAAUCUGGCAUCGGCGAAGCUCACGCAGUUGCCAGACGAUUUGUUCCUGAAGGUCCCCAACCUCACGAAGCUCAUUCUCGACAAGAAUCACUUCGUGUCUCUGUCGCCGCAGAUGGGCAAGCUCUCGAAGCUGGAGCACCUCAGUCUCGCGAGGAACAACAUCGACCGAUUGCCCGCAGAUAUUGGAAGGCUCUGCGAACUGCGCUAUCUGGACGUCAGGGAAAACAACCUAAACGCGCUUCCGCAGGAGAUCUGGUACGCUCGCAAGCUGGAGACUCUGAACAUCUCCUCGAACGUCUUGGAAACGUUCCCGAAGCCCGGACCGCCUAAUCCGACAUUCCAGCCCGCCGAUUCCCAGGUCGACGGAACCCCCGGAACUGCGCAAACCACUCCUGGACUCUCCAGCAGCCCAAGUUUCGAGGAUCUUGGCAAGCUGGAGGAUUUUGAAGCACGAAGGCCCAGCCAGAACUCGGGCCAGGGAUUGCUCACAGUCAGCUCAUCGCCGGGCGCUCAGAGAAGCGUCACCCGCAAAGACUCGAGCUUGUCCAACCGAAUGGUUUCUACGUUCGCCGGCUCCCUCCGACAUUUGUUCCUCGCGGACAACCGACUCAAUGACGACGUCUUUGACGAGCUCGCCCUUCUUCCCGAGCUACGGAUUCUGAAUAUUUCAUGGCAGCACAUCACGGAGUUUUAUCUCUCCGGCAACGAUCUGACGUCCCUUCCGGCCGAAGAUCUCGAAGAAGUCACAUCGCUGAGGAUCCUUCACAUCAACGGGAAUAAAUUCCAAGUGCUUCCGGCCGAGCUCGGCAAAGUGGCCAAGCUGGCCAUCCUGGAUGUCGGCAGCAAUGCGCUCAAGUACAAUGUAUCCAACUGGCCGUACGACUGGAACUGGAACUGGAACCACAACCUGAGGUACCUCAACCUUUCGGGCAACAAGCGCUUGGAAAUCAAGCCGCACGGCGGAUUCGCGGGCGCCGGCGGUUACGGGCGCGAGGGCAAGGACCUCACAGAUUUCACCUCGCUCACAAACUUGCGCAUCUUGGGAGUGCGGACCGCAGGCUCGAUGGUCGGAACGAUGUCUUAUGGGUUGGCGGAUACCUUGGGACGGAACGAACACCUCUCAACCAUGGACCUAGCCUUGCCGGCGGGCGGCUCGAAGAUUGCCAAGUACCUUUACGACCAUUUCAAGAACCGAUUUUCUGACGAACUGGAACGGCUUCGAACCAACGAAACCCCGGCCGAUGCGCUCAGGAGAAGCUACCUGGGACUGAACAAGGACCUCGCAGAGGACCUUCACUCCGGCAGCGUUGCGACGGUCGUGUACCUAAAGGAGAUGGAACUCUACGUCUCGAACGUGGAACCCAGCGAGCGCACGCGUAUCAGGGAUGCCGGAGGCUUCAUGUGUCCGUCGGUCAUUGCCGCUCCGCACGUGUCACACAUCACCCUGCGCGAGUCCGACGAGAUGAUUCUUGUGGCUUCUCGGGAGCUUUGGGACUACCUCACUCCUGACUUCGCCGUCGAUGUCGCACGCUCCGAGCGCGGCGAUCUCAUGAGAGCUGCACAGAAGCUGAGAGAUCUCGCGAUCGCGUUUGGUGCGACGGGCAAGAUCAUGGUCAUGCUCAUCGGUGUCAGUGACCUGCGAAAGCGUGAGCGUGCGAGGUUCCGCACGCACAGCAUGUCCAUGGGCCCCACCGGUUCUCCCGAUGAGCUCUUCCCCUUCCCGCGCAGCAGAGGCAAGCGCCGCGAGGUCGUCGGAGACCAGAAACUUGCCCGCCUCGAUUCGGAAGUGGACGCUCCUACCGGAGAAGUCAGCUUGGUCUUCACCGACAUCAAGAAUUCGACCCUCAUGUGGGAGACUUAUCCGACGGCCAUGCGUUCUGCCAUCAAGAUGCACAACGACGUCAUGCGUCGGCAGCUGCGCAUCAUUGGAGGUUACGAGGUCAAGACUGAAGGUGAUGCUUUCAUGGUCGCCUUCCCGACGUGGCCUCAGGAGAUCCUGAACAGCGUCAAUGGCCAAGAGGUCGCCGAUGCGGAUGGCAACAUCAUCUUCCGUGGUCUCUCGGUCCGUAUGGGUAUCCACUGGGGCACGCCGGUGUGCGAAGUCGAUCCGGUCACGAAGCGCAUGGACUACUUCGGUCCCAUGGUCAACAGAGCAUCCCGUAUAUCGUCCGUCGCCGACGGUGGUCAGAUCACCGUGUCGUCGGAUUUCAUCGCCGAGAUCCAGCGCCUGCUCGAGACGCACAUAGAGUCCGACCGGUCCGGCAGCGUGGACGAGUCUCUCGGCGACGAUGCUCAAGCUCAAGCCAUCCGGCGCGAGCUGAGAUCGCUGAGCAGCCAAGGUUUCGAAGUCAAGGACCUCGGAGAGCGCAGGCUCAAGGGUCUCGAGAACCCCGAAUACAUCUACCUGAUGUACCCGCACUCCCUGGCGUCGCGCCUCGUCGUCCAGCAACAACGCGCUGAGGCCGAAGCAGCGGCGAACACUGCAAUGGCCGGAACCAAGAUGCCAGACUCGCAGCUCACGAUCAACACGGAGGAUGUCUGGGCGCUGUGGAACGUGUCGCUUCGCCUCGAGAUGCUCUGCUCCGCGCUCGAGAGCCCUGGUAGCACCCAGCUGAAGGCACCCGAGACGGCACUGCUCGAGCGCAUGAAGACUCGAGGCGGCGAGAUCACGGACAGGUUCUUGAUCAAUUUCGUCGAGCAUCAGAUUUCGAGAAUCGAGUCUUGCAUCACGACACUACAGCUCCGUCAUACCGUCCGUCCUUUCGGAUAUGGCAUGCUCCAGCAGGCCUGCCCCAUGGACGACAUAUUUGCCGAACUCAGCAGCCAGCUCGAGGAACUGCGCUUGCUCAAAGCUACUGCUGCGGCAUAA